Molecule: messenger RNA, 603 nt
Organism: Cladophialophora psammophila CBS 110553
Lineage: Eukaryota; Fungi; Ascomycota; Eurotiomycetes; Chaetothyriales; Herpotrichiellaceae
Exons: 3
Coding region: 1-603 (200 amino acids)
Biological process (GO): homogentisate catabolic process; L-phenylalanine catabolic process; L-tyrosine catabolic process
Molecular function (GO): fumarylacetoacetase activity
Source: RefSeq, a predicted model, not a curated record
AUGGCAGGCUGUCUUCUAUCUUCCUGUCAGGUCACUGUUCACCGUCGUUGCAGCUUUUUCAACAAGAACGGCGAGAGCAAGCCCCAUUUUCAGAUCUCAAGGAAAAUGAAAUUUGAAAUCGAACUUGGAGCAUUCAUUUCCAGACCCGUUCUCCAUGGUAACACCAUAAACGCGAAGAUUGCGGCAGACCAUAUCUUCGUUUACCUGCUACACAACGACUGGUCGGCGCGAGAUAUUCAAGCGUAUGAGAUGCCUCCACUCGGACCUGUACACGCCAAAGGAUUCAUUACGACAAUCUCGCCGUGGAUUAUAAAAAUGAUUGCAUAUCAAUCAUCACCUGGAUGGGGCCUAAACACGGGAGAUCUUACAGGCAGUGGCACGAUCUCGUCUCCGGCGCCUGAAGUGAAAAAGGGAUUGGGGACGUAUGGCUGCUUGUUGGAAGUGGUCGCUCAAAAGCAUAAAUUGCCUGCAGUCGGAGGAAAACCUAUGUCAUGGCUCGAGGAUGGAGACAGACUCACAAUUGAAGGUUUCUUUACAACAGCAGAUGGUAGCAAAGGAGGGUUUGGUGGAUUGUCGAGUGUCGUCGUGUCGGGACCUUCGUGA